UUCAAUUUCUCUCAAAACUUCUUGAAGUAUACGAUUUUUUUUAUGCCGUUGAGUGCAAACAAUAUAGCAGAUGAGAGAUAAUUCAAGCGAAUCAAAAUAAAAAUCAAAUGACCCAAUUACCGAAAAACCGGCUGCUACUCCUAUACUGAACGCAAUAAACCGCAUCUCCACGCGAUAUUUGUUUGUACGAAACAUUAAGAAGCUGAAACUUCUAGGAAGCUGACUGGCGGCGCAUUCAAAUUUCACCCAAACGAACCAACGAACUGCGGCGUUGACUUACACGCACGCAACGAGAAAGCGGAGAAACAAACAGAAGCUGGAACUGUGUGUGAUAAACAAACCAACGAUCUAAGCCGAAGAUACUCGAAAAAAAAAAAUAAAACGAAAAACAAACAAAGCUUGCGCAAACCAGUCCAGAAGAAGCCACUAAAAGAAUUCCCAGUUAAACGUCUGCUUAUUUUAUUUUGUACUUUUUUCAACUCACCUUUACAAAUUCACUACUUUAUCUUUAAGUUACUUAAGCAGCCCGCGGCUUGCUAGCGAGCGCAGUUGUAUUGCGCCUGCGCUUACAUCCAGUUAAUAUUGAACACAUACGUUCCCCGUUUUCCAACGCAACAACAUGCAGUGCUACAAAAUCACUUUUAUUGCGGUGCUCAUUGUCUUACUCGCCAUCGCCGGCGGUGACGCCAAAAGGCACAAGAAACACCGAUCCUCGUCCAGCGGCGCACCCUCCAGCAAGGCCAAAACCAAAACGAAAUGGUCCACCUCCACCGAUUUGGGACACAAUGGCGCACAGCUUGCCACCGAGGAGCACGGCUACUAUGUGAAACGCACGUUCCUUCCGCUGAACGCAACUACGGCAGCAGGACGCAGUCCACCCUACUUGGCCAUACCGAUUGCUUGGUACGCUUGCGAUGGUGCCGCUUGCAACAGAGCCAAUACGGCCGCCAUAAGCGGUAGCGCUGUGGCGCUGCAAGAAGGUUUCCUCUGCGAUGACGAUUGCGUGGAGCCGUACGAGCCGAUCUGCGGUAAGACAGCCAGUGAGUUGGCAGUGUUCUAUAAUAAAUGCAAAUUAAAUGUGGCCAAGUGUCGUACGCAUGGAUUGUGGUUGGACGUCGCGUACGAGGAGUGCCAGAAGUCACAUCCAAAGGAGGUAGCAUAUGCCGAGCGCAAAUUCAAGACAUCGCCAUUUUUCAAAGACACCAAACGCAUUGUGGUGCAGAAGAAAAAGGACGAAGACAACUCAUCCUCCGAGGAGAACGACGCUGUGUUGGAUGUCGCAUUGCAGGCAUUGGAUAAAAUAGGCCAUCAAAUUGCGGCAGCCGAGGCUGAGGCUUUGGACGAGGCCGCCACGAACACAGUGGUGAAAAGUGAAGUGCACGCGCCCAUUGCGAAACCAGUUCAGGAAAACGCGUCGAGCGUUAAACCUGCAAAAGAGAUCAGCACAACCGCAAAGCCAGUUAAAGCGAGCGUUGCACCAGCAGCGGUGGAGAAUAAUGUAAACAAACCAGUUGAGAGCAGUCACUUGCAGCCCACAGUUGGCAUUGCUGCACCAGAGGCUGGUGGUAAUGCCGCUAAAGUAGUUGUUAAGAAAUAAUUAUGCUUGAGCAUAGUUAUGUGAUAUUCCUUUAUCGAUACUUUUAGAACGCAAACAUACUUAUAUCUAAUAUAUAUUAGCGAAUAAAUAUUUAUUACUUCAAAAUUUA
Molecule: messenger RNA, 1706 nt
Organism: Zeugodacus cucurbitae (melon fly)
Lineage: Eukaryota; Metazoa; Arthropoda; Insecta; Diptera; Tephritidae
Gene: ImpL1
Exons: 2
Coding region: 620-1597 (325 amino acids)
Molecular function (GO): protein binding
Source: RefSeq, a predicted model, not a curated record